GCUCCGUGGUCACGUGAGCAGUCAGCUGGUCUUCAGCACAUCCGCCUGACCCGCUACUGUUUACAAAUCAGCAAACAGUCCGAAACAGCAGAAUGAGGAGUCCUGCAUGAACUGAACAGUGAACUCUUUGUGAUCAUCACAGCACAAGAGUCCUCUUUUUUCUUCUGAGUCUUGGCUGAGGAGAAUCACAAGACUGUGACGGUCCAGCUGGGUUGUGGUCAUGCAGCACCCCAAUUUUGAGACCCGCCACCCGCUCCAGACAGAUGAGCAGCAGGAGACAGGCUUUGACCCACUCCAUAAUUUCAACAAGAACAGCAGCAGGGGAUCUCUUGAUGACACAACUCACUCACAGCCUCAAUCAACCUUCCUCUCAUACAGGAAAGAAUGGGACGACUUGUUCCUCAACAGUAAUUACCUGGCCAGGAUCCGACAGGCAGGCAUCAACGGUCGACUGAGGAGCAGCCGCUUUCGAAGCGUAUGCUGGAAGUUGUACCUGGAGGUUCUUCCAGAAGACAAGAGCCAGUGGAUCAACAAGACCAAGGAGCUCCGGAGCCAGUAUGAGAAGAUCAAAGAGACGCACAUCACCAAUCCUCGCAAGGCUAAAGGCCAGCAGGACCUGGUGGUCAACAAUCCGCUGUCCCAGGAUGAGGGGAGCCUGUGGAACAAAUUCUUCCAAGAUAAAGAGCUGAAGGGGAUGAUCAAACAGGACGUGCUGAGAACGUUCCCUGAGAUUCGUUACUUUCAGGAUGAUGACGUGAGGACUAAGCUGACGGACAUUCUCUUCUGUUAUGCAAGAGAAAAUGAACAGUUACUGUAUAAACAGGGGAUGCACGAGUUACUGGCUCCCAUUGUCUUUGUGCUGCACUGUGACCAUCAGGCUUUCCAGCAUGCCAGCGAGACAUCCAGCCCCAGUGAGGAGAUGAAGUGUCUGUUGAACCCAGAGUACCUUGAGCACGAUGCCUAUGCCAUGUUCUCGCAGCUGAUGGAGACAGCAGAGCCAUGGUUCUCCAGCUUUGAGAGGGAAGUGAGAAAGGGUAAGGAAGAGAUGCUGACCAGCAUCCCGUUCGCUCGGCCCCAGGACUCAGGGCCAUCUGUUGCCAUUGUGACCAAAGUUAACCGCAUCCAGGACCAGCUGGUGAAGAAGCACGACGUUGAACUGCACAUGCACCUCAACCGGCUGGAGAUCGCCCCGCAAAUCUACGGCAUCCGGUGGGUACGUCUGCUGUUUGGCCGUGAGUUUCCUCUCCAGGACCUGCUGGUGGUGUGGGAUGCCCUGUUUGCUGACAGCAUCACUCUGGACCUGGUGGACUACAUAUUUGUGGCCAUGCUGCUCUACAUUCGAGAUGCUCUCAUUGCUAGUAACUUCCAGACCUGCCUGGGCCUUCUAAUGCACUACCCUCCAUUAGGAGACAUCAACUCUCUGCUGCAAAAGGCUCUCUUCCUCCGAGAUCCUAAAAACAAUCCACGACCUGUCAACUACCAGUUCCAGCAGAACCUGGAUUAUUACAAAACGAGGGGGGCUGACCUGAUGAACAAGACCCGCUCUGGUUCCAGUACAAAAGCGACCCCCCUCAACAUCAACAAGGUCUCCAGCAGCUUGCUGAGCUUCGGCAGGAAGCUCAUCGCUCCAGCCAUUUCAAGCGGCCCCAGCAACAUCUCGCCAAUCAACAGCGAGGUACUCUCUUCCUCUUCCUCAUCCUCAUCAACUUCACCUGCAUCGGUGCCUCCGCCCGCCCUGCCUCACCCGCUGGCUGAGCCCCCGCCAGGCCACGCCCCUCCGCAAACCCAGAGCCACGCCCAGUCUCAGCACUACCGCCUGCUCAAGUCUGAGAGUAUGCCUGUCCACCUCAGCAAAGAUGUAGUUUCAGGUGGAGUGUCUCAGGUCUCCCUCCCAGCCCAGAUUCACACUGACACACAAGGCCAAAGCUCCAGGACGGUCAGCUCCUCUCCCAGCAUAGAAAGCCUCUCUGGUGGGAGGGGUCAGUCCACCGCCUCCCCGCCUCUCCCCCCCUCCAGAGGGAGUGAUGUCAGCACUUCGUCUCCGCCGCUCUCCGCUACCAAGAAGGAGUCUUUCUUCAAUAUCACUCGCUCUCGCUCCCACAGCAAGACCAUGGGCAAGAAAGAGACGGAGGAGGACCUGGAAGCCCAGGUAUCAUUCCUGCAGGGCCAGAUUAACGACCUAGAGGCGAUGAGCAAAUACUGUGCCAAGAUGAUGAACACUCACAUCUGUAAAAUCCAGGAAGUGAUUCUCCAGGAACACUUGGAGAAAGAGGAUGAGGUUCUGGUUUCACUAGCUGGACUCAAACAGAUCAAAGACAUCCUUAAAGGGGCUCUCCGCUUCAACCAAAGUCAGUUGGAGGCUGAGGAGAACGAGGAGAUCACCAUCGCUGACGAUCACUAUACCUCCACUGCUGCCGCUGAAACUGCGCUGAACGCCAUCAAUCACCACAGUGACCACCAACAGCAAGGAAACAGCAGGCGAUGCAGAGACUCUAAUCUGGAAGGGAGCGCGAGCACAGAUGAGAAAGAGGAGGAGGAGCAGGGGAUGACCCCGCCUGAGCAACAGGUAGCGUCUUCUCUUGGCUCCGAUGUGAAGAAUUGGGAUGACUAUAUCCUUGUGUCCCAGGAUGGAGACCUGCAGGCUGCUGAUGGAGGAGGAGGAAGGGCUACAGCUGAGGGCACGCCUCCGAUCAGGCGAGGGCGUGGCUUGGUGCGAAUGGAGCCCGAGGGCGCGGCCGGGAUCUUUCACGACCCCCUGAUGGCUGGUAUAACCUCAGGCUCCUCCAGUCCGGACGAGGGCUCCACCCACAGCAAGGACUCUGACUUUACCAUUGUGAACCCGAACGACCUGUGAACAAGCAAAUUGCCCCUCCUUCUCCUCUCCUUAUACCUGUAUCAUAUCCCAUUCAGAGGAUAUAAUCUAAAAAAACACUGACUAGGGAUCAGAAGGUGGAGCACAGCCAGAGCUGCUGUCGGCUAAAAACAACAAAUUGCACAUGUGUACUGUGACAAAUCCAGUCACAUACCUUAUACUCUGUCUCUACCUUUCAUUUGUGCCACUUGAGUCUUGUCUAAACCGAUGCUGUAUGCUAUCUCAUCUACCUAACUCCUGUCUCUUCAUGUUGGAUCCUCUUGCUCUUUAUAUUUAAUUGUAGCGCCCUGCUCCACAGACAGGGGGCGCCAUUGAACUUCUUACCCUGUCACUACAUGAUGACUCGGAAGAGUUGGACCUCAAACUGAAAUUUCCUCACAAGGAGAGGAGUCUCUCCUCUUUAGUUUACUGUAAUGUCUGGGAGUGACAUACUUCUUUAUACAUCUUCUGAAUGUGGAGAUCUGGCCAUACCUCUGCCUGUGUUUUGUCUGUGUGUCUGUCCUCACAGAGGAUGCUGUCCUCCCAUCAGUUGUCGAGGGCAGCUUUCUCCCCCUCCUAAACCAGUGCCUCUGAUCGUUUUUCUUCUCUCAGCCAAACAAAACCUGAUUCUGUGAUCUUAUUCUUUUUGUUAGCUUUCCUUUUUUUUAAUUUUUAAGAAAAUAUUUUAACCCUUAGACCUUUAAUUUCCUGGAUAAAAAAUAUGAAAUUAAGGAAUAAGUCUUGUUUUUCCUUUUCUUUUUAAAUUGAUCCCAAUGUGGACAUUUUAAUGCAUUAAUUGACAGUUUUGUCACAUUACAAUUAAGCUGUUCUUGUGUCCUGUGAAAACCAUGCAAUGCAGCACACACAAAGAAUGUCCGUAUAGCUGCCCAUCCAGCAUAAUUAACUCAAGACCAAUAAAAAUAUGUCGCUCUUGCUACA
Scatophagus argus is the source of this 3790-nucleotide messenger RNA. It is a transcript of the gene tbc1d5, whose product is annotated as TBC1 domain family, member 5. Lineage: Eukaryota; Metazoa; Chordata; Actinopteri; Scatophagidae. The transcript is spliced from 24 exons. Gene Ontology annotation, biological process: activation of GTPase activity. Gene Ontology annotation, molecular function: GTPase activator activity. Bases 221 to 2854 code for a protein of 877 amino acids. The record is from RefSeq and is a predicted model, not a curated record.